Drosophila elegans is the source of this 687-nucleotide messenger RNA. RefSeq lists its product as uncharacterized. NCBI's taxonomy places the organism in Eukaryota, Metazoa, Arthropoda, Insecta, Diptera, Drosophilidae. The record is from RefSeq and is a predicted model, not a curated record. The transcript is spliced from 2 exons. The coding region runs from base 424 to 567 and encodes 47 amino acids.
CGGAGUCGCGUCAGCAACGUCGAACUGAAAACAACGCGACUUUGGCCACAAGAGCACACAAUCGAAGCCUAAACAACGAAAUAUCACGCAUACGCCGCGUUGAACCGAAAAGAAUUGCAAGUGAAGUGAUACGAAAAAAAAAAAAUAAAGGAAACAGAGUUUACCGCUUUGGCUCGUUAGCGAAAUUUUUUGUUGCCUUUUUGGGCAGUUUACGAGCGGCUCAGCAUAAAUUGCUGGUCUCCGCAUAAUCUCCACCUCCGUUGCCCAUUUCCCAUUUGCACAGGCGUAAUGAGGCAAUGAGACGAGGGGCAGCCGGAAAAGCAACAGCAACAGCGGGAAAAUCAGCAGCGGAGCCAUGACAUCUGGAGUCUGCCGGAGUCUGGAGCUUUGGCCUCUGCCCGAGUGAAAACCUCCUUCCAAGCAAUGCUGCGCGAUAUCUUUCUGUAUUUAGUUCUAAUCGUUUUAUUUUGCUUCAUUUUCAUGGCGCAGUUAAUCGUCAACGUUUACGCGUUCCAACGCCAGCCGUCGCCCCACAAAGCGGAGCGCAAUGAAAUUAUAUUUGUCUAGCAAGGAUAUAGACACCACCCAGAGAACCACCCAAAAGACACAGACAACAAUGUUUCAAGAAAGAAUUUUUCAAUGGAAAGUUGAGCCAAACAAUAAAGAGUUAAAAGUAUUUAGAUCAAA